CCGAAAUGGCAGCUCUUUUAAAGAAAAGAGCUUUGGCGGAGUAUAGUCAAGUUAUUCAGGAAGAAGCACCUAAGCCUAUAAAGAAGCUACGACUGACCCAGAGGGCGGCAGAACCAGAGAUACAACUUAACCUCCAUGGCUUGUCCUCUAAUGAUGUUUUCCAGGCCCUGAUCAAGUUUGAGCACAGCUUGCCCGUGAACAGUGCCUACCUGACCCAGAUUGUGCGCACCUUGCUGGACCAUUAUGGAAGAGAGAAGGAGCCCUUUGUAAGGUCUAAGGUUGCAACCUUGCUGGCCAAACUGUCUAUAGUUCCUGGUAUCUCUGCCGAAAGCCUGGCAGAAGAGCUUAUUUCCUUGCUGACCACAGAAGACUCCCAGAAGGCUCAAAGUCAUCUGAUCUCAGCAUUAUGUGUGAUUGGUCAGUCGGCCGCACUUAACAGACAUUUGCACAGACAGCUAGUGGAACAGGCUCAAAAGCAUCUGACGAGUGGCAGUCACACUGUCAGAAGGAGUUGCUUGCACCUGAUUGGCUGUCUAGAGUCACCUGACCAGUCAAACAAGGUGGAUCACUCUAGUGUGCAGAAACUCAUUGAGAGUUUUGUUGGUGAUCAGGACCCUAGAGUUAGGUCCAGCGCAUUUGAAGCCUUGUUGAAGCUACAUGACCGAGGCCUGGUUUUAGAGGAGAGUUUAUACAAGACAGCAUGCGAAGCCCUUACAGAUGAUUAUGAGGGGGUCAGGACAGUUGCUGUACAUUUGGUCUGGGUGUUGUCUCAUCUAUACCCGGAAAGUUGUGUACCAGUCCAGGGAUCAGACGAGGUCCUCAGACUGGUUGAUGAUGGAUUUGUCAGAAUUUGUAUCAUGAUCAACGACAUCUCUGUCAACGUGCGGACCAAAGCUGCAAGUCUCCUGGGCUCCCUUCACCUGGUCAGUGUCAAGUUCCUGGAGCAGACUCUCGACAAACAGCUCAUGUCCAAUAUGAGGCGUAAGCGUACUGCAGCUGAGCGGGCCAAGGAACACUACACAUCAGGGGUGUGGUCCUCCGGGAAAAAAUGGGCAGACGACGCUCCAAAAGAAGAACUUGACCCGGAGAGUGUUAACGUUAUCAACAUCGGGGCAUGUGGAGCCUUUGUGCAUGGGCUGGAGGAUGAAUAUUCAGAGGUACGUAACUGCACCCUCGACUCUAUCUGUGAGCUGGCCAGCCAGAAUCCCCAGUUUGCGAUCCUCAGUCAGGACAGUAUAGCGGACAUGUUUAAUGACGAAAUCGAGAGCGUAAGACAUAACGCCAUCAACUCUCUGAAGAAACUGAGCCAGCACUUGGAGAUCAGGGAGGAUCAGCUGGAGAUUAUGGUUGGUGUUUUGCAGGACUUUUCAUACGUAUCACGUGAGUCACUGCGGGACAUGUUAUGUGAGAUGAAAUUCGCCACCAAAGAAUGUCUCAACACAUGUGUGGUCGCCCUACUGGACAACCUACGAAGAUACCCCCAGGACAGGACCUCCAUAUGGAAGUGUAUGCAUCACUUGGGGAAGAACUGCAGUAGCCUAGCCCUGCCUUUGUUACCAGACCUUUUAUGUCUUCAUCCAUACUUUGACACCCCUGAGCCUGAAAUGGAUGACCCAGCUUACAUCAGUAUCCUGGUCCUUGUGUUCAAUGCUGCAGCUGGGAACCACACGGCUCUGCCCAUGUUCCAGGAACACACAUGGAGGCACUACACGUACCUACGGGACAGUCUGCCUGACCUUGUACCUCAACUUCAGUGUGAAGAAUUGGAGAAAACUGAUGGUGAAUCAUCCAAGGAGGAGAAUUCUGAAAUGGCUGUGGAGUUUGUGAAGUCAACAGUGGAGAAACUGUCUGACCUUGGCUCCUUGGAUACGGAAACAGCCACACGGCUUCUCAACACAGCAGUCAGUGACUUACAGCAGGUAGCUAAGAUAGACUCGUCCACGUCCGCUUCCGCUGAGUGCCUCUCCCUCUUCCUCAAGGCACAGAUUCUCAUUACUCAGUUGAUGUCUCAGCAUGCCUAUAUCCUGACCGGAAGUGUUACCGUUGGAAACCUGAGUGUUGUUGUGGAAAAGCUUCUUUCCCUGACCGGACAACUACAAACACUCUUUCUUGGGCUUGGCACUAAUGAACUAGCCCUUAUCAGGCAGACAGAGCUUAAGGCUCUAACUUUCAGAUUGUGUUCUACACUGGCCAACUCCCAGGAGCUGGCGACCCAAAUGAAGGCCCAGGGCGUCUACACUAACUACCUGUCCUCUCUACAAGGAAUGUUAUCGGGAGAGGAUGCCCCCACCGACCAGUGUACGUCCUUCCUACUCUCCAAACUUACGGCAUUAAAAGGAUCUCAACUCUCUAAUGUGCAAAAUAUCCUUCUCUCUGCAUUAAAGUUAGUACAGCCAGUCACAUGUCCGCUAACGAGGAAGGUGCGUAAAGCAUUUGCAGUUAUCCACGAGCCAGCCCGCGUAUCAGACAACCCCGUCAAGUUUACUGCAGGCCUUACUGCUGCCGUUCCGCUGAUCGCUGAUGUGGAAAAUGUCGCUAGGCUGGACAAUGUCAGGAUCCGGGUUCAGUACCCAGACACAACUACAACACUGACAAAACCAUCACCUAGUGACCUGAAGAGACACAGCAGUCUUUCACACAGACUAGUUUCACAGGUUCUCAUAUCACACGGACAUUGGUCAGAGUCGAGUACAAUUGAAGUAAGCCUUGUGUUGAUAAAUGACUGUGAACGCCUCACCAAGUUCAAGUCCCAGUCUGCUCAUAGUUCAGAAGAAAACCAGUCUGUCAUAGAACUCUGUAUACCAGUCAAAGUGCUUGUGUCUCCAAAACCUCAUAAACGCUGAAGUCUUCCUUCAGUUUGAACAGAAGAAGACCUUUCUGUUAUAGAACUGCAUAAAAUUGCGUCCAGCUUAACAAUCUGUUAAAUUGUAUGCAAAAUGGAUAUGCAGUCAGUUUUUACAACUAGUUAAUGCUGAAUUCAGCAUUUGAGCAUACAGAUACGAUUAUAUGUGUAUUUCUACCAAAUACUUUAUGGCUCAAAUUAUUCAUACAUGGAUUGAAUGUAUAAACUCAAAUAAUCUGGCACAGAGACAUUCCCACAUGAUAUGCUGGAUAUAUCACAUCCUUGAAUGCUGUUAGUAUUCAGUGAUUAUUAUUUUUUUUGGUGCAAUUUACUGCCUUCUUAAGGCUGUUUCCCCUUGCGAAAAAUGUCCAUUUUAAUCCAAAAAAAAAUAUAAAAAAAAAUCCCAAUUUGAUAAAUGCAGAUUAUGUUGAUGAUUGAAAAAAAAAUGAAUUUCUUUAAAAAUAAAGAAAAUUUUGACAAGCCUAAACCUUCCACAGCAUAAUAUAUGCAUAAGAAGGUGAAAACACGCAUAUUUGCAAUUUCAUUUGCUAUUUUGUUCCGUUUUUAUGUUUUUCCCAAUCUGACCAUUUUUUCCCGAUUUCCAAGGCACAGGCAGUACAAAUAUGUCCGAAAUGACAUCACUGGUAUUAAUUUAAUAUAAUAUUAUAAAUUGCUCUACUUAAGUAUUCACAUGUGUAGUGGAAAUAAAAAAUGUGUGAAUUUGGUGCUGAACCAGGCUUUCUAAUGAGUCUGUUACUUUAAAGCUGCACUCUCACAGAUUUAGCGUUUUUACAAUUUUUAUACGCCCAUCUUACGAUGGCCGUAUUAUGGGAACACCCAUGGCGGGCGGGCGGCGGCGGGCGGGCGGCUCCACAAUGUUGUCCGCUCUCUAACUUGAACAUUUCUCAUCCAAUUUCCACCAAAUUUCAUGAAAGUGUUUGUUGGUGAAAUAUCUAGGUCAAGUUCGAUAACCAGCCAAAUCGCUUUAGGCCCUCCAGAGUUAUGGCCCCCUGAAUUUGUCAAAAUUGGCCAUUUUAGCUUUGUCCGCUCUCUAACUUGAUCAUUUCUCAUCCAAUUUCCACCAAACGUCAUGAAAGUGUUUGUUGGUGAAAUAUCUCGGUCAAGUUCAAUAACCAGCCAAAUCGCUUUAGGCACUCCAGAGUAUUGGCCCCCUGAAUUUGUCAAAAUUGUCCAUUUUAGCUUUAUCCGCUCUCUAACUUGAACAUUUCUCAUCCAAUUUCCACCAAACUUCAUGAAAGUGUUUGUUGGUGAAAUAUCUCGGUCAAGUUCGAUAACCAGCCUAAACGCUUUAGGCACUCCAGAGUUAUGGCCCCCUGAAUUUAUCAAAAUUGGCCAUUUUAGCUUUGUCUACUCUCAAACUUGAACAGUUUUUAUCUGAAUUUCACCAAACUUGCUACUAUAAAUGUUUGUUGGUAUAUAUUCUUGGCAAAGUUCUAUAACCAGCCAGGCUCUUCAGGAUUAUGGCCCAUGAAUUGGUCAAAAUUCUUCUUGAAAAGCUUGCUUCUCAAAGGGCCAAUGUGACAGUAAGUUGUCUUAGAAUCCAAGAAAUUAUUGAUGGGCGUAUUUUGUGAGUGUCACUCUUGUUUUAUUUUUUUUUGUCUUGGAAUAAGCAAAAUUUUGCUUAAAUAUCUGCAAACCAGUGUUAAAAGACUGCUGACAAAAGAUCAGAUCUCAAAUUUCAUAUUUCCAUUCAAAAAAUAAUGUUUUAUGGCUAAAAGUGUUACUAACGGUUUAAGAAAAAGGCUUAAACAUAAAUUUUUGAACUUAAAUAUGAAAAUCUGCGAUCAAAUUUUUUGUCAGCAGUCUUAUGACUGGUUUUCAUGCAUUUUCGCAUAAAUUGGCUCGUUCCAAGACAAAAAAAAUAAAAAAGCUGUCAAAACGUUCACUACAUGAGAGUGCAGCUUUAACAGAUAAUAUAGAAACAAACAGACAGAAAUUAGAUUGAUACAUGUAUCAUACAAGAUAUCGAUGUUUUAAUGUAAACACUCCUGAUUGUAAAAUGGGCAAAAUAUAGUAACAUGCUAUGGCUGAAUUAAACAUUUCAUACAUGA
This is a messenger RNA of Mya arenaria, 4914 nucleotides long. RefSeq names its product integrator complex subunit 4-like. Bases 6 to 2843 code for a protein of 945 amino acids. NCBI's taxonomy places the organism in Eukaryota, Metazoa, Mollusca, Bivalvia, Myida, Myidae. Gene Ontology annotation, cellular component: integrator complex. The record is from RefSeq and is a predicted model, not a curated record. The transcript has 21 exons. Gene Ontology annotation, biological process: snRNA processing.